Messenger RNA from Corticium candelabrum, 1365 nucleotides. RefSeq names its product protein delta homolog 1-like. Lineage: Eukaryota; Metazoa; Porifera; Homoscleromorpha; Homosclerophorida; Plakinidae. Gene Ontology annotation, biological process: cell communication; Notch signaling pathway. The annotation marks the transcript as partial. Gene Ontology annotation, molecular function: calcium ion binding; Notch binding. Gene Ontology annotation, cellular component: membrane. The transcript is spliced from 5 exons. The record is from RefSeq and is a predicted model, not a curated record.
GGUGGAUUGAAUCUGGAAGUUAAUGUGUCGAACUAUUACACAAGUCCUCCUGCAUUUAUAGGGUCAUUUGUGUAUGAGGAUAGUAGCACCAGCUUUGGAGAUUUUAGUUCGCUAAUAAUUUUGAGUGAUCUCAGUAAAACAAAAAGUCUUGAUAUUAAGUGGCGAGUGAGAUGUAGUGAUCAUUUCUACAAUGAGGAUUGUUUCAUAUUCUGUAAACCUGUGGAUGAUGUCAGUGGCCACUAUGACUGUUUAUCAAAUGGAACAAAGAGGUGUCUUCCAGGAUGGACAAAUCCACAAAACAAUUGUACUACAGCUUUAUGUGCAAGCGAGCCAUGCCAGAACAACGGAUCAUGCAUAAUUGAGUUUGGUGAGAUUAAGUGUAACUGCAUCAUUGGAUACACAGGAGACUAUUGUGAAACAAAUAUUGAUGAAUGCUCGUCCAGCCCAUGCCAAAAUAAUGGCACUUGUCAUGAUGACGUCAACUCAUAUUCCUGCUUAUGUAAAGUUGGAUACAUGGGAAUCAACUGUGAAACAAGUCACUUACCAACUCCAUUCAUAUCAACUAAAAUUGGUUGUAACUCCUCAUUCAUACAGCCAACAUCUCGUAUCACGUACGAUAAAACUGCAGACAUCAUUGGAUAUUCAGUACAACUCACAAGCAUCCACGGACAGAUAAAUCUAGAAUUUUUAUUAAAUAACAACACAGAUCAUGUGUUUCUCGAAGAAUUGCAGCAAGACACUUUAUACACAUUUCAGAUAAGACCACGAAGUAUAAAUGGAUUGGGGAUUGCUUCGAGCUCUCACAUGCUUCGUUGCGAAAACAAGGAGACAAAUGUGAGAUUACCAAUAACAGCCACAGUUGCAACUGCUACAUUGGUUAUAAGCAUUAGUGUCAUUCUGCUGGUGCUGGCUGCUUGUUAUUUCUAUCGAGGAAGGCGCCUAACAAGUACUGUAGAUACUGUGACAAAAAUGAAUACAACUGAAUUAGAUAAACAGGAACAAAUGAAUGAAGAUGUUACGUAUGAAACGGUGGUUGACACUGACUUUUCCACUGAAGUCAUCACAAGAAGUCAAUUGUAUGAAGAAACACCAAUGGUACUAACAAGAAGUCAAUUGUAUGAAGAAACACCAAUGGUACUAACAAGAAGUCAGUUGUACAUGUAUGCAGAGCCAUCAGCUGAAGUGGUAGACAAUCAACCAUACACUUGAAAGAUGAUAUCAGUAUAUCAAGACAACUGACGUCAUACAUUGCUGUGUACUAGCCUAGCCAAGUCAGAAUGUCUAGUGCAGCGUAAAUGAGUGUAUCAGUCUGUUAGAUUUCAAUAGAAAGCAUCGAGAAGACGCGGUCUUCAAAGACAGUCAAAA